This is a messenger RNA of Manis pentadactyla (Chinese pangolin), 4107 nucleotides long. RefSeq names its product RTF1 homolog, Paf1/RNA polymerase II complex component (gene RTF1). The transcript has 18 exons. Gene Ontology annotation, molecular function: RNA polymerase II C-terminal domain phosphoserine binding; DNA binding. Bases 15 to 2150 code for a protein of 711 amino acids. Gene Ontology annotation, cellular component: Cdc73/Paf1 complex. Lineage: Eukaryota; Metazoa; Chordata; Mammalia; Pholidota; Manidae. The record is from RefSeq and is a predicted model, not a curated record.
GGAGCGGAGCGCGCAUGCGCGGUCGCCUUUGUGUGGGUCGAGCAGCGGCUGCGGCGGCAGCGGCAGUGGCGGUCCCACUGGCAGGCGGGCAAGAGAGGAGUCCGGGCGGCGUCCGGCGUGGGAGCCGGGGGACCACCAUGGUAAAGAAGCGGAAAGGCCGUGUCGUGAUCGACUCGGACUCGGAGGACAGCGGCAGCGACGAGAACCUGGAUCAGGAGCUCUUGUUCCUGGCAAAGCGGAAACGCAGCGACUCUGAGGAGAAGGAGCCACCUGUGAGUCAGCCUGCAGCCUCCUCAGACUCUGAGACGUCCAACAGUGAUGAUGAGUGGACCUUUGGCAGCAAUAAAAAUAAGAAGAAAGGAAAGGCCAGAAAAAUAGAGAAGAAAGGAACCAUGAAGAAACAGGCCAGCAAAACUGCUUCCUCGGGCAGCUCGGACAAAGACAGUUCAGCUGAGAGCUCAGCCCCUGAGGAAGGUGAAGUGUCAGAUUCUGACAGCAACAGCUCCUCCUCAAGUUCAGAUUCAGACUCUUCCUCAGAAGAUGAAGAGUUCCAUGAUGGCUAUGGAGAGGACCUCAUGGGAGAUGAGGAAGACAGGGCUCGUUUGGAACAGAUGACAGAGAAGGAGAGAGAGCAGGAACUAUUCAACCGCAUAGAGAAGAGGGAGGUGUUGAAAAAAAGAUUUGAAAUCAGGAAAAAGCUAAAAACAGCCAAAAAGAAAGAAAAGAAAGAAAAAAAGAAAAAGCAAGAAGAGGAGCAGGAAAAGAAAAAGCUGACACAGAUUCAGGAAUCUCAGGUAACAUCCCACAACAAGGAACGGCGUUCUAAACGAGAUGAGAAAUUAGAUAAAAAAUCUCAAGCCAUGGAGGAGCUAAAAGCAGAGCGAGAAAAACGGAAGAACAGAACAGCUGAGCUCCUCGCCAAAAAGCAGCCAUUGAAAACCAGUGAGGUAUACUCUGAUGAUGAGGAGGAGGAAGAGGAUGACAAGUCCAGUGAAAAGUCAGAUCGCUCAUCCCGAACAUCCUCAUCUGAUGAAGAAGAGGAGAAAGAAGAGAUCCCACCAAAAUCACAACCAGUCUCUUUACCUGAGGAAUUGAAUCGGGUUCGGUUGUCACGGCACAAGCUGGAACGUUGGUGUCACAUGCCCUUCUUUGCUAAAACUGUUACAGGAUGUUUUGUGCGGAUUGGCAUUGGAAACCACAACAGCAAACCAGUUUACCGGGUUGCCGAGAUCACAGGUGUUGUGGAAACUGCUAAAGUUUACCAGCUUGGUGGCACCAGAACAAACAAAGGGCUGCAGUUACGGCAUGGCAAUGACCAGCGAGUGUUCCGCCUGGAGUUUGUCUCAAACCAAGAAUUCACUGAAAGUGAAUUCAUGAAGUGGAAAGAAGCGAUGUUCUGUGCUGGCAUGCAGUUGCCUACCCUAGAUGAAAUUAAUAAGAAGGAAUUAUCUAUUAAAGAAGCUCUUAAUUAUAAAUUCAAUGAUCAGGACAUUGAAGAGAUUGUAAAAGAGAAAGAAAGGUUCAGGAAAGCUCCACCCAACUAUGCUAUGAAGAAGACUCAGCUGCUGAAGGAAAAGGCUAUGGCUGAGGACCUGGGGGAUCAGGACAAAGCCAAACAAAUCCAAGAUCAGCUGAAUGAGCUGGAGGAGCGGGCAGAGGCCCUGGACCGCCAGCGGACCAAGAACAUAUCUGCUAUCAGCUACAUCAACCAGCGGAACCGGGAGUGGAACAUUGUAGAGUCAGAGAAGGCCCUUGUGGCUGAAAGUCACAACAUGAAAAACCAACAGAUGGAUCCCUUUACCAGGCGGCAGUGCAAACCUACCAUCGUUUCUAAUUCCAGAGACCCAGCUGUACAAGCUGCCAUCUUGGCCCAGCUGAACGCAAAAUAUGGUUCCGGAGUGUUACCAGAUGCUCCAAAGGAAAUGAGCAAGGGUCAAGGAAAGGAUAAAGAUUUGAAUUCUAAGUCAGCCAGUGACCUCUCAGAAGACUUGUUCAAAGUACAUGAUUUUGAUGUGAAGAUUGAUUUACAAGUUCCCAGCUCAGAAUCAAAAGCUUUGGCCAUCACCUCCAAAGCUCCACCAGCCAAGGAUGGGGCGCCCAGGAGAUCUCUGAACUUGGAAGACUACAAAAAACGACGAGGGCUUAUUUGAUCGCACCAGCCUGCUGCUUCUGACCCUGCAUGCCCCAUCAUGGUGUCCUGCCCUUCCUCUUUUCCUUUUAUUUGCCCUUUUUGGGCUGGAGCAGCAGUGGAACUGGAAAGAGACUCUAAACUGCCAGUCAUCUGUAAUAUAAACCAUUUGCUGUAUAGACCUCCCUUGUCUGCACCAUCUCCCACCAACCCCCAGGCCUCACCCCAUGUGGACUUGGGUUCUCUUGGGCUUAUCCAUGUCUUUAGAUUUGUGUUUGCCCUUUUAUCUGUCUUAAACCAGCGCAGUUCAUUGGCCACUCUGCACGCAUGCAGUAUUACCGUGGAGCUGGGAUCCUUGCUGGAGCCCCGGUGGCGAGAGCAGCAUGGGUGGUCUCCCCGGACUGCCUCGGGACCUGACCAUUGAACGUUGGGCACCUGACCCCUGUGGAGGGAGUGGGGGCUGGGCACCUGCAGUCCUCCUUCCUCUCUUCCCAUCUUUUCCUUCCAUCUCUAUGGAAGAGCCAUUUUCAAAACCAAUUUAGUUUCCAAAAAGUGUACAUUGGGCGGGGGGGUGGGCUACUUGAGAGAGAGAGAGAGUGUGAGUGAGCAUGUGUGUGUGUGUGUGUGUGUGUGUGUAUCUGUAAGUGUGGAUUUUUUUUAUCAUUUUUAAAAAAUGCAGUACUCUUUGUAUCUGUCAUGGAUCUAUAGCUGUUUCAGAUUUUUUUUAACUGUACUUGAGCAUCUGAAACUGCAAGAAAGAAACUCAUUAAAUGUGAUUCUUCUUACUAAACAGGCCUGACUGCUGUAGCUGUGUAACUUCCCCAUCCCCUGCCCGCCUUACAGAAAACUCCCCAGUUUGGCCCCUGCCCUGUAGGCUGUGUCCUUGCAGGUGGGUGGGAAGCCCACGGCUAGGUACCAGGGAUGCAGGGCAGGUGUCUUGCCCAUCCCGUGGGUACAGCCCACAGCUUCUUGGCUGAACGUAGUGUCUCUUUUUCCCACCCCAUGUACUUGUCUCUUCCUAGUGAUUCUGUUUUGUUUUUAAGAGAAAGUAUUCAACAUGAAUUUGGAGAGAACACAAAAUGAUUUAGGUUGCAGAUGUUACAAGCAUGUGCAGUUCUGUGUGUGUGUAUCCAUACAUAUAUGGUAAGCAUAUAUAUUGUGCAACUAGGGUGAAGCCAGCAAAGAAGUGUAUGUCUUUAUGAAAUGUUUGAAAAGAGAUAAGCUGACUGCUUGAUAAUCAUUCUCAGGUGUAAAGCUCCAAGUGUAAAUAAAAGUGGCAUUUAACAAAUCUUUUCAGAACAAAGUACAGCUGACUAUAUAUACCAAGAACUAAGCUAAAGAAACAGCUGAGAGCUGCUGAUUCCCACAAGAGGGAGAGGAAUUUAGAAGCUCUGCUUUGUACUUCUUCAUCCUACUUUUCUGUAAGGAAGUGGGAUGAUGGAAAAUCAUGGAAUUAAGUUGUAUUCAAACAUAAAAAUGAACAUGGUAACUCUUCUGGGUUUAGUAGAGUCUCAGUGUUGCUUUAACUUAGUUUAUACUUUUUUAUUUUAAAACAGCAAUGGAUGGGUUUUUAAAAGUAUUGUGACUGUAAAAUUGAUAAAUAUGACUGUAACAUAGCUAUGUAGUAGCUGUGACAGUUCUGUUGGGCAAAAGAGUGGUGAUGGACUUAUUAAAAUCAUAUAUACUUGAAUAGUCCAUUGACUGAAACCCUUUAUAGAUGAUUGUGUAAAUGUGGAACCACAGACUGUUAAACAUUGCCUUGGACUCUGGCAGAGUCCUGGAGGCUGCUGGGACCUCUCCUGUCACGACGAACUUGGACUUUUUUUCUUUCUGGUUUUAAAAGACAUGGAAUUAUAGAAUCCAUAUAAUUUGCUGGAGUCAUUCUGAUCCACCGUGUAGAUCUGUAUUUAGUAUCAUUUGGAUUUGGAGAAGUGUCGAUUACAUUAUGGCUGUGUAAUAAAAUUUUUAUUAAAACUGCA